AUGCAGUCUCUGUUCCUGGUCUCCUUCCUUCUGAGCUCGGCCUGGGUUUUGGCACUCCCGGACUCGGAUUCGGACGUGGACUUGCCCGUGACUACGCCGUCUGGAAAUGCAACCUCUGAGGAGCCGGAAAUUCCCACUAACUUCUCGCCGUUCGCCUUCCGCGACGGACGGUUUGCCGUGAGCGCCUUCGCCAAGGUGAACUGGUUCCAAGCCCAGGCCACCUGCGCCUCCUAUGGCUACACCCUGGUCAGCCUUAACAUGGAGCAGGACCAACGCGCGCUCCGUACCUUCCUCUUCACCUUUGCCCGUAACCAGCAGGACCUGCUCUACGACCCACUUUGGACGUCCGGCACCGACCUGCCCAACGCCAACAGCUGGGUAUGGUUCAGCAAUGGGCGCGCCCUGAACUACCGCAACUUCCAGAACGGACUCCCAGGAUACUCCAGUGAGAAUCGCAACUGUUUGGCCAUUAAUGGCAUAUCUGGAAUGUGGAUCAACGCUGACUGCAGGGAUCAGCGGUACUUCAUCUGCGAGAAGCGUUGCCUUUUCGACGACGACGUGAAUUAAUUUGUGACCCGAUGGGUUCUCAAAAUUUUCAAAAUAAAAUAUUUUAAAUGA
Messenger RNA from Drosophila bipectinata, 618 nucleotides. Its product is annotated as C-type lectin 37Da. Gene Ontology annotation, cellular component: external side of plasma membrane. Gene Ontology annotation, molecular function: carbohydrate binding. The record is from RefSeq and is a predicted model, not a curated record. NCBI's taxonomy places the organism in Eukaryota, Metazoa, Arthropoda, Insecta, Diptera, Drosophilidae. Gene Ontology annotation, biological process: biological process involved in interspecies interaction between organisms.